GGACGACGUUGAACGCAGCAAAAGAAGAUGUCUGCGCCCUGUGGAAGGAUGGCGAGUCGGUCUCUUUUCCAGUUUCUGUCCACUUUUGGCAGGACGGCCCUCGGAAACUCCGGGCUCCGACAUUUUUCUGGCACGUCUGCUCGUAGGGUGACUGCACAGAGCAAAGUAGAGACAGAAAGAGCGAGUUCUCCGUGGACUUUGGUGGCGGCCGUGUGUCUGCGGAGGCUCCCGGUGAUUUCAGCGGACUGCAGCCCGAUAGAGGAGGAGGUCAGAGGGAUGCUGCAGCAGGUGAGGGACGCUGAGGUGACACACGGAUGUGUUUCAGCAUUUAAAGAGAGAAUUCAAGGUUUCAUUAUAAAUUCAAAUAAAUUGGUGAUGGUGUGAGUCAUUUCAUAUGUGGUUUUGUCAGCAGGGGCUGCAAAAAAGCUUUCUGCAAUAUGGAGACAAGCAAGGAACUAUAUAAUAUAACUGUGUAUUCAUAUAUAUUUACAUAAUCAAUAAUAAAGUCACAAUAACCUCUUAAAUAAUUUCUGAUUUUGAGUCUCUUCUUCUGUCACACAGCAAAACAUAUUUAUUUCAUAAUAAAUGGCUCUGAGCUAGGGCUGGGCGAUAUGGACCAAAAGUCAUUUCUAGAUAUAUUUAGGCUGAAUAUUGAUAUAGGAUAUAUCAGUGGUUCUCGAGUCCAGUCCUCGAGGCCCACUGUCCUGCAUGUUUUGGAUGUUUCCCUGCUCCAACACAACUGAUUCAAAUGAUCAGCUCGUUACUAAGCUAUUACAGAGCUUGAUAACGAGCUGAUCAUUCGAAUCAGGAGUGUUGGAGCAGGGAAACAUCCAAAACAUGCAGGACAGUGAGUCUUGAGGACUGGACUCGAGAACCACUGAGAUAUAUAUAUCCUGAUAUUGUUUUCACAAAGUGAGAGCAAAUGUUUAGUCACAGUCAAAUCCAAAUAUGACAUGCCAAAUAUGACAAACUGGUCAGAUGAAAUUAUGCUCAGCUGUUCAAAGAACAAUAUGAUGAAAAAAUAAAUACUGUAUAACCACAAGAGUACCUUUUUUAUUCAAAGUGGAGCUCCAUAAGUUACACAUUUAAAUGAAAAAAUAUAUCUUAAAUAAAAAUAGCCCAUAAAGGGAAAUAGGCCAAUCUUUUCUGAAAUAAAUGUAUUUAUAUGAGAAAAACAUCAACAUUUUGACAACUAUAAAUGGCCGAUUAAAAUCAAAUUACAGAUUUUCUUCUUCUCUCUAACAAAUCCACAGAUGUAAACAACGAUCACUACAAAAGAAUGAAAUCUGACAAACCCUAGUAAGGGCAGCAUAUACAUGUACAAAGACUGCUCAGUUUAAGAAAAUAGUUUUUACACAUCAACAGUCUCAACCAGUUGAACAGACUAUGAACUCAGGAAACAUUUCCUCCUCUUCUUUCUUUUUGACUUUGAUAAAUAGUUAGUGCUGUAUUCAGGUCGACAUUAGAGGACAGACAAGUGUGUCCUUCUUUGUUUAAAGAUUUUGUGUGAGAAACACCAGCCUGUCAACAACAGCAUCUGAUAUCUGUAUAUCUAUAUAUGCCAUAUGGUCCAAUCCCAUAUCUAAUGUAAAAAUACAUCGAUAUAUUUCUUAUAUCGAUAUAUCGCCUAGUCCUACUGUAAUCCUAUAAAAGCAAACUUGACACUAGGUUUGCAAGAUAUGCCGAAACGUAUAUGUAGUGCUAUACAAGGAUGUUUGGUAAAUUGACAAAAACAAAAGAGAGCAAUAAUAACUCAGUAUUUAUCGGGUACCUGCUGAUCAUGAUGAUUUACACACACACACCCUUUUGUCCACUGUACUCAAUGGGAAUUCAAGAUUGAUCCAAAAGGCUUUUUUUUUUCAUAACUUGGAUGUUUCUCUCUCUCUCUCUCUUUAUUUUUUAAUAACCUGUUUUUAAUUUCCUUCACUGUGAUGUUUCUUUGCUUUUAAGAUGCGACCCUUUGAGGUCUCUUGUUGUAAAGGACAAUACAGAUUAAAUUAACUUAUGUACCAGUGAGUCUGAGAUGAGCUUACAGCUGGCUAAAGUGUCAUUUAUCUGCAUGAAAAAAGCAGUAAAAGCAGAGGCCUCCAUCGAACUAUCAAAACUAUUGCUCAAAUGUUUGAAAUAAAACCUAGCUUUGAUUACUGCGAAUACUAAUAUUCAUAAAAAUGAAAAUAUUUGCGUUCAAUUAUGCAACCCUGGUAUCGAGUAUUAAGGGUAAGGCAUACUUACGUUGCGAACAUCUCUCAACUGUUUAUGAUUCAUUACAGCCAAACUGGGAUUUACAGCCCUCAAAGAACUUUGAGCUAAAGCCUUUUUGAUUCAUUUUUUCUAAUGAACCCCAAUGUAUAAUAUAAGGUCGCUUCAUAAAUUAAACCCACAUCUUGUAAGAUUAUGCAUAGAAAUCAAUACAGCACUUCUGGAUAUCUGCUGUGUAAAUCCACUUAGCGUUUGGACUCAGACGACUAUGAAAAAAACUACAUUUCAGGCCAAACAUUGAGUUUGUGUUUUGUGUGGGUCCUAAAUCAAGGCUGGAAAGUAAUGCCAUAAUAUUUGACUGCCUUAAUUACAGUCGUAUCCUGAUAAACAAACACUACAGUCUUGAAAUAAUAAUAGACACCUUGGCAGCAGAAUGUUAAAGCUACAAAAAGGUAUAUGGAGGUAAUAUUUUCCUGCCAAAUUCAUUAAAAGUUACCCAGCUGUGUCUCAUUUAUUCAAAGCGUGGUAUCUAUGUGUAAUACCAAUUAAAACUCAGUUUGCUUUACUUGAAUUCGUACACAUCCUGUUGCACUUUUUCAUAAUGAAUCCUGCCGUCUCUCCUUUCAGGUAGAGUUUGAGAAAAGUAUACUGUCGGACCACGAGCUGCGUCUACUGGAUGACACUGAGAGAAUGACUCGAAAGCAGGCAGAAGACUACGACUCAGAUGAGGAGGACGUCCGCAAAGAUCAGGAAAUCGUGUUGACUCAGGACCUGGAGGACUCCUGGGAGCAGAGGAUGAAGACGUUCCAGCCGGCAGAGAGGUUCAGAGGUCAGUUUGAGAAGUGGGCAAAAUGUUUGGCCAGCAGGAGAGAGGGGUAAAGCAGAAUGUAUGCCACAUGAAAAUACACUUAGAUGAAAUACAUUUUCCUCAUAGAUUACAGUAGUCGUCCCUUCUUCUUGCUGGAGUCAUUCAUCAAGUGAAACACGGAGAAAAGAAAACGAGAUUAAUCCACCUGAGUUUAAAGUAAAUUGGAGGAAAGAGGCCUGUGUUAGGACAGAAUUCUAAUAUUAUUUUGACAUUUAGGAAAUCUAUUUUCUCUGGCAUUUCCAAUUUGCAUUUUAUUCCCGGUGACAUUUCCAGAGUUAGUGCAGAUUUUACUCCACAGAGCAGACUUAAAAGCGGCUGACGAUCCUUCCUCUCAUUCAGACGAUGUAGAUAAGGACCUGACCUCGUUGGAGCGCUGCCUGGACAGCUCUCUGCUCCUUCUGGCUGAGCAGGAGGUCGGAGGUGAGAAGAUGUGGCUGCUGCCUCAGACUCAGUGGCAGGGAGGAGAAACUUUGCGGCAGACAGCUGAGAGAGCCCUCGCUUCGCUGCCAGGUAAUAAAAAAAAUACACUUCCUAGACGCUUAUUUAAUGAGACUCCUGAUAUUAAUAAGCAUUUAUUUAAUGGCUGCUUUUAAAAUGUAAGUUAUGAAGGGCUUCACAAAGGCAGCAAAAUAAGACAAACACCAUAAAACCGCCAGGUUUUUAGAAGCAAUCAGACAUCAGUACACUUUGGGCACAAAAGAGAAAAGAAAGAAAUCUUUAAUAGAAUAAAAUUUAAUUUGUAAAAACACAAACAAUAACUCAGGUAAAAUCAAGAAAAGCUCCCAGAUGGAGAGAGUGCUUUGUGCGGUGAUGUGCUAAAGGUCAGCAAGAACAGAGAAAACUCCAAAAAAGCCUCAAGAGUAAUCAAUAAAAUCUGCUUUUACCCGUGUACUCUGGCAGACAAGAGUGAGCUUGCAAUGUUUAUUUAUUUUACCGAUAAUUCCUGCUUUUAUCCCUGUAAAUUGUAGCUAUGCAAGUAAAAUCUGCAAUUUUAAAUCCCUAAGUGGAGUGUUUGCCUGGGACUAGCUUGUCCUUUUCCUUGAAGUUGCUCUUAUUUUAAUGCAACUUUUUAUUACAACUGUUGUAAUAGAGAAAGUUUGUUUUACCUCAUCGUCAGAGUCAGGGAUGUUUAGAAGCAACUCAUUUGAGUUAUAUGACUGCAAAUGUAAAUUCUGACCAUCCACUGGUCCAAAAAAUAAAAGCACUUAGAAAACAGCACUAGUUAUCGAACACAGAGGGUCACAACCUGCAAUAAACAAUAAACAACAUCUAUUAUCUGCACUUCUUUACAUCCGUCUAGUAGAGCUUUAUUGUACUCUUACAGUUGCCAUUUAAGAGGUGAGUGAUUCUCAAAUAUGACCUAUUGGCUGAUAUCCAGAUGAGAGCUGGUUUAAACUAGUACAAGCCAUCAUUAGCCUUUAUGCUUAAUGGUUACUCCAUCCUUGCUUCCACUUAGUUUUGCUAGCCUUGCUAAAGAAUGAUGAGGCAGUCAGCAAAAGCCAAAACAAGGAACUGAUCCGACAGAGACAAGAGUGGCUCACAAAUGCUCCCAUCAAAGACAUAAUGUUGUUGUGCUAACCAUACCAACACUAAAAGCAAAACGGCUAAGCCAUCACCCACCUGAGUGUAAAAUCCACUCCUUUCCUGAGAGCGGCAGCUCCUUGUGUUUGUGCAUGGGAGGCUUCCCUGUCCCAUCAAGAAGACCAAGGUGCCUUCAGAGGCUGUCCUGAUGAGAUCCCUCUUUAACAAAGUGAAUGAUGACCUGCUUUAACUUAAGAAAAACAAUGUGACUUAAUUUUUAGCUCAGUGUGCAAAUGGUAGGCUGCCUCCUUUGCUCUGGCCUGUGGGCCAUUUGGAGGCUGUAUCUAGGGCUGGGUGAUAUGGCCUCAAAUCAAUAUCACGAUAUAUUGAGUAGUUCACCUCGAUAACGAUUAAUGGACGAUAACUACUCCACAAGCUGCUCCCACUUAAACUUCAUCUACUUUAGCCGCCGCACCAGCCACUUCAUCUUUUGACCCGUCCCCUAUCUCCUCACCUGUCUUUCCCGUUUUGUUAUGGACUGGAUGGGGUGGAGUCACAUCUCUGAUGUAGGACAGUGUCUUAAAGGGACAUGAGAUCAUAGCCUACCUACACACAUCCGCAAACAACUUUUAUUUAUUUAUUUUUUUGACAGCAAAUGUACCAAUAUGGGCAAAAUUCCGUCAGAUAUUGUUGUAAAUUUCGGUAUCGGUAAAUUUUCGGUUUAUCGCCCAGCCCUAGCUGCAUCUGUCAGUGCAUUUACAUGCAUGGUUGGGUUGAGCUAGGGUCACAGCUCAGGUCGACUUUUCAACUGGUCUACUGUUCUAAUGCCGGUUUACAAGCACCAGGCAAGAAUCAGAUUGUUGACAGAAACAUGUCCGGCUCUGCUAAGGUGGACAUGCUGUCCCCGUGGACCUAUUGCAAAUCCAAAAAGGUGUUAGCAAGAGGCUAGACUGUGUUUUUAUUGUUGAGCAAUAGAAACACAGUCACUUUUACAGCUCUGUACCUUUACAUCGUACUGUACGUCGGUUUGGUCCUUUUUACGUCCUUUCUUCAUCUGUCGAGGUUUGUUUACUACUCCGCUUACUGGCGGCACAUCCAUGUCAGUUUACAUCUGGAGCAUGUGCAGAACCCAAGGGCCGGUGUGAUUGAGCUGUAUACAUGGCAGAGAAAAUCAACCCCAACAACAUGUUUGUAACAACAUGUAGACAUAAGGUUGAAGUCUGGUCAGAAGCCACACUAUAAGGUAUAAAACCCUAUCACAGAAAACUUGUAUCAGCCUUCUUAUUCAGAACAGAAAACUGACAGGAAUUGAGGAAACUGGUAAAGAGUUUGAUCUCUUUGAACCAAUAAUGGUAUUUGUACCAGCUGAUAACUGCAUACAAAACAUAAGCACGCUGAAAUGAAACAGAGAAAACCAUGAGCAGCUUGACGUAAACGCACCUAAUGAAAUAUCAAUACUUAAUGAGCCGUUUCUGUGAUUAAGCCCACUGAACACUUUUCAGAAAGUAUGUUCCAGGCUCAUAUCCACAGCACUGACUUAUAUUACUUACAAACUAACAUCUUUCACUGGGACUCUGUGGGGGAUAUUAGUGGCGGUACAUUAACUGUAAACCCCGAUGAUACAUUUUACAUCAGUCACGUGGUCUAAAUGGACACCACUAUUGUAGGCUGUACAAACUCAGGAGGUCUUUACUUUUAAAGAUGUACGCUUUGGUUAACAGAAGGAGCCUCCAAAUGCACAAGAUGUCACCCUUUACUUGGCAUCACUUUUGGACAGUCAGAGCUGCAGAAGAUGUGAUAUCCAUCCCUGUGCAGAGGGAUGAUCAAACAUUAUCUCCAGGCUUUACCUCUGAAGGAGCAUGUUUUAUUAAAGGUUUUUAAAAUCACAUUUGCUUUUACUGGUAAAGGUCUAAAUCUUUAUGAUGUAUAGGUUUAUGUUCAACUUUAUUACAGUACUUUACUGCUUCACCUUCAGUUUCCGGUCAAUUGCAACAUCUUUUUAGGAGAAUAUUAACUGUGAAUAAAAAGUGGCGAAAAGCAAGAAGAGGAUGUGGAAGAGUGAGGAGGUCAUGUUGAAUUUUGUUUUAAUGUAUUUCAAUUAACCUCAAAAGCAUGGCUUACGGCAGAAUAUACUGUUAUUGGUUGUCUUAUUGUAGCACGCCCCAUAUGCUGCAUUAUUAGUGUAGUAUAUCCUCAUCUCUUUAGCUGUAAUGACCCAGUUUUAUCUUCAGCAUCAUUUAAGUUUAAUGUGCUCUUAUCUGGGAGAGCUGUGCGGCACUUCCUGCACAAACAUCUAUUAACCACAACAAGAGGGUCAAACAUCCACACAGCUAUCCUUCAUAUAUGCAGCUUUUCACCAUCAGUAUUCGGCGGAUGGUUCAAGUUGUCAUAUCCACUUAGGCCUCCCUGAUGUCAGCUGUAGACUCGGCUUCAGUUCAUGGAUCAGUGGACUAAUGACAGCAGGGAAGUUUGGAGUCACAGCUGGUAAAACAUGGGACAAAUGUUGCAGCGACCCUGUAAUGAUCCCUCACACAAGAUAUUUAACAUGAGCCGUUAAACUGUCUUUUUUUUUUCCUCCCUUCAUGUCUGCAAGAAAUCAAGCUUUUCAGCUCUUAAGCAUUCAAAUAAAACGCUGAGUAUGUUGAGCAGUUUCACAACACUGCUCAUGAACUAUUAAUGUUCCAGCUUCAUCAAUCACUCCCCAUUAAGACUUUCCACUUGACAUUAACAUGUGCCGUUUGGAGGAGGGGGUUUAUUCAUUGUGUAGAGUAGCAGACCACUGAGUCUAAGGGAAUUGAACAUCCAACAUGGUCGGUUUUCUGCAUGUUGAGCCCACUGGGAGCCUGUGAUUUAAACAACAUGAGAUCGAAUUAAAACUGAAUUACUUUUGUCACUGCAGAGAAUGAAAAACAGAGCAUUAGGCUAAUACAGACUUAAUUAUACAAGUGCAUGAACUUCAGGAACAUCUGCAUUUCAGCCCACCUUUUGUCUCCCGCUGAAUUAGCUGACAGUUUGUUCUUCUCCGGCAGCAGCAGCUGCUUUCAAGGCAACUUUUCUGGGAAACGCCCCCUGUGGAGUCUACAAGUACAAACUGCCCAAAGCUGCACGGACGGAGAGCACAGUGGGAACGAAGGUGUUCUUCUUCAAAGCUAUUCUGUCAGACGACAGUCCCCCUGCUGAUCCAAACGCUUCUUUGCUCUGGGUGAAGAAAAAUGAACUGCAGCGCUACCUAAAACCAGCAUACCUGAUGAAGGUGGAACCCUUCAUCAUCGGUCUGUGACGUCCACAGAACAGAGACACUGAUUCCAAGUACAAUAUUUAUGAGGCCCGAGAACAUGCCCUGUGGCCUCUAUAAUGUCAUGUUUCAUCAAAUGUUCUCUCAUUCAAUACAUGUGUUUCAAUGUAUAAAUAAAAAGUUUUUCCACAUACAUUAUUCUCAGUUGGUCGACAGUUAGGAGAGCUCUCAGAUCGAAUGUUUUCAAACAUUUAUAGAUAUCUAUAAACAGAUUUCUAUUAAACUUUUACAGUGUGGUCUUGCAUUUGCCCUGGACUGUGUUCACAUAUCAUGGAUGACUGCUGGUUAAAGUAUCCAAAAGAUGUGUCUUUUUGUAUAUAGCAGUGGUUCUUAACCGGGGUUCUAUCGAACCCUAGGGGUUCGGUGAGUCGGUCUCAGGGGUUCGGUGGAGCCUCCGCCACGGUAGCCUGGCUGGGCCAUCCUGUUUCGUGAAUCACUUGAUGUUCCUUCCCACCACAGUCUGGACUUCGGCCCAUAGAGAGCGUGUAUUCCCGAUCAGAAAAUAACCGGGCCAAUCAGAGACCGUGUUUCCACUGUUACCCGGACAACAGGGAAAGGCAGCCCCUGAUUGGUCCAUGUGUAGUGGUGACGUCUAACACAUGCUGCGGGACUUUUCAAAGCCCCAUUCAUUCAGAACGCCGUUAAUUCUGCAGUUGACUCUGCAAAGUCACGCAUAUCUGAACUGGUCUCUCAAAAACAACAGCAGAAGUCACACUGAUUUGUUCGGUGAAUGUGCAUAUGAAACUGGUGGGUUCGGUACCUCAAACAGGGUUAAGAACCACUGGUAUAUAGUAUUCUCUUGAAGAGUAAAAAGUAACAACAUAGUGGCAUCAUAUUCAUCUGAAUUCUUUAAUUUAAAGAAUAUAUAAAGGUCAAAACCAACAAUUUAAAGUACAAACAAAGGGAAAUAUGCUAUGUUGAAAUUUAUGAAGUCCUAAAGUGACUCAUUUUCAAGUUUCCAUGUUAAAAGUUUGAAUGAAAAGUCAGCUGACCAGUACAGAGGGAAGUUAACACUUGAAAAAAGUCCAAAUUCAGGACAACAAAUUUAACACUAUUUAAAACAGGACCACAGAGUCUGUAGUUGUGAACUAUAAAAUAGGAAUGCAAGGGGUGGCUAACACUAGCAGAGCUAGCACCACCACCUUUCAAUCCUUUCAGGUUAAACUGAGCUUCUGCUGCAUUCUAAAAGUAACCAAACGCCACCUACAUACAGUCUUAUCUCCAUUUUCCAAACCACAAUAGUGCCAAACCAGCAUAACCUAACAUUAUUUGAAACAUGUAGGAACUGUACAGGUCCUGACCACUCUUAGCUAAGGAGGCCUGUUUUGUAGAGACUGUUUCACACUCCAAUCAUGAAGAAGAGACCUAUGCACAAAACCAGCUUUUGCAUAAUAAAGCUUAGGUUUCACACCCAGAGCAUCAACAGUGUUUUAGUUUUAUUAACUGACAAUCAGCUGCUCAAGAGAGUAGAGAGAACAGACUGCACAUUGAAAGCGUCAAAAACAAGUUUAUUUGGGAAAAGAGCAGCGAAUAUUAAUCUGAUUAUAAAUAUCUGGGUUUUGACGUGUUAGAACAACAACUGAGAAGUCUAUGUAACAGCUUAUGAAUGUUGUUUAUUAUUAUUAGUUAGAAUAGGAGAUAAGCUCCUCAGCUGUAGUACAGUGCACUUUGGAGAGACAGUCACUCAGAAAAGU
Molecule: messenger RNA, 9577 nt
Organism: Xyrichtys novacula (pearly razorfish)
Lineage: Eukaryota; Metazoa; Chordata; Actinopteri; Labriformes; Labridae
Source: the annotation of a GenBank genome assembly